GACAGCUUGCAUCAGUGACAGACUCAACUGCUUUACUGAGAAAGAGAAAUGAGAAGAUCGUUGUGCUGAAGAGGGAGGAAAAAAAUCUCUGGGUGAACAUCAGCUUCUUAAAAGUUACCCAGUCUGAAACUUACAUCCAUACAUAUUGCAGCUUGGGUUGAAGAGAGGCUGAAAUCUUGCAAAGUAGAUUGGGUGCCUGAGGAAUGGCUGUGUCUCCAGUGACGCUGUUGCUCCUGCUACCGCCGCUGCUGCUUGUUCUGUUCAGCGAUACCGCUAAAGGACAGCGAGACCCAGAGCUGUUCUGUGGAGCAUGCAAGGCCCUUGCUGAUGAGCUGGCCUACGACAUCAAGAAAAUAGGUCCAAAGAGGACUGUGAAUUCGGGGACAUUUCGGCUCAACCCUGAUGGCACGAGAGGAAAGAAAAAGGUUGCUUUUACAAAGUCAGAGACCUUCUUAACGGACGUUUUGGAAAAGAUAUGUGAUCGGAUGAACGACUAUCAACUUCAAGACGACCCAGUCACUAACAAAAAGAUAUUCAAGAGAUAUGCUCCUAGGAAAGAUGAGCCAAUCUACGCAGAAUAUAAAAAAUACUUUUUUUAUUCUGACGCUUAUAAGCCCUUGAAAUAUGCGUGCGAAACUAUCAUAGAACAGUAUGAAGAUGAAAUAUACUCACUUAUCGCCCAGGAGGCAGACUUUCUGGCUGACAAGCUGUGCAUUGAAAAAUCAGGUCUUUGUCCAAACCCCGAGGUGCAUGGUGAGCUCUAGAACAACUGGAGUCUGCUGCUGUUACAGAUGAAGAACGUCAAGUGAAAUAUCUCUACAAUUUCUGCCUUCCAUUAACCCUUAUCUUUGUUUAUGGUGGGUUGUUGUGGUUUUUUUUAAAAAAAAAUACAUCCACCUUGAUACUGAUAAUUUAAAGUUGCCAUCUGCACCAAUUAUUGAGGACACUGGACUGGGACUAGAAUGGUCAGUGGUGAAAAUUAUUCCCAAGGCUGUUGUGUCAGUCAUGCUCUUUUUCAAGAACCCCAAUGCCUGGUAGUAAGAGAAUUUGUUAGCUCACUGGUAGAAUGGUAACUCUUGCUUAGCAGAAGAUGGCCACGUGGAUUGAAGCAAAAUUAUGGCGUUGUGUAUUGUUAAUCUCUUGUUUUAGCUGGUGUGGUUUUACCAAGUCAUUGUGAAUAUAUGAACCAGUUUUAAUGAUGAUGAUGAUGAUGAUGAUGAUGAUGAUGUUCAGGGCUCACCUUAGACUGCUAAUGACACUGGUGUUGUCACACUGAAGUCAACAGAACUGUGCCGGUUUAAGUAAAUGUCAACUGGUUCCUGUUGCUAUAAAUCAACUCUUUGGCAGAAGCUUUCUCAACAUACCAUCCUUUAGAAGUGAUCUGAUUUAAAGAAACUUUCUUUGUUUAGUAGACAGCAUUUUGGGUGCUCUAGGUAUUGGAAGAGAUCACUGAGCAAAAAGUCUAUCAAAUAGCAGAAUCUCUUGUUUAGGGGUAGAAUCCAGCCAACCCAUAAGGCAGUUGCUUCUGUUCCUUGCACUCAAAACAAACGAAAAGGCAGAAUUUAAUGUGAUCACCAUAAAUUGCAAUCAGAUUGUAAAGAGGUUGCUUCAAAAUGGGGAAAUAUCAGUGUGCCCCUGACGCUUCUUGCACCAGUAAACCGUGUCUAAUAAUUUU
Molecule: messenger RNA, 1675 nt
Organism: Podarcis raffonei (Aeolian wall lizard)
Lineage: Eukaryota; Metazoa; Chordata; Lepidosauria; Squamata; Lacertidae
Gene: CNPY1
Product: canopy FGF signaling regulator 1
Exons: 6
Coding region: 204-764 (186 amino acids)
Cellular component (GO): endoplasmic reticulum
Source: RefSeq, a predicted model, not a curated record